Aspergillus nidulans FGSC A4 is the source of this 2060-nucleotide messenger RNA. RefSeq names its product sterigmatocystin biosynthesis monooxygenase stcW. Gene Ontology annotation, molecular function: NADP binding; flavin adenine dinucleotide binding; N,N-dimethylaniline monooxygenase activity. The record is from RefSeq and is a predicted model, not a curated record. The coding region runs from base 36 to 1841 and encodes 601 amino acids. NCBI's taxonomy places the organism in Eukaryota, Fungi, Ascomycota, Eurotiomycetes, Eurotiales, Aspergillaceae. The transcript has 6 exons. Gene Ontology annotation, biological process: sterigmatocystin biosynthetic process.
CGUUUUAGACCAUACAGCACACAAUACCCCCCGCAAUGACUGUGCACUAUGUUCACGAAGGCCCAGAGCCUCAAGAGUCACGGUAUAGCAUCCCGCAACAUACAACAUGGAUGGACCCUAACAACCGUCGCCUGCGGGUGAUUACCAUUGGAGCUGGCUUUUCUGGAAUUUUGAUGGCGUAUCAAAUCCAGAAGCAAUGCGCAAAUAUCGAACAUGUGGUGUACGAGAAGAAUCAUGAUAUUGGAGGCACUUGGCUCACAAAUCGUUACCCUAAUGCAGGCUGUGAUGUUCCCAGUCAUGCGUAUACGUAUCGGUUUGCACUUUACCCCGAUUGGCCUCGUUACUUCUCCUACGCGUCGGAUAUCUGGGAGUAUCUAGACAAAGUUUGUGCAGCCUUCAAAUUACGACAGUACAUGCAGUUCCGAACAGAGGUCAUCAAAGCCUGCUGGAACGAAGAGGAAGGGCAGUGGAAGGUACGUCUCCGGCGACAGCGGCCAGGACAGGAACCGGAAGAGUUCGACGACCAUUGCCAUAUACUGCUGAAUGCAUGUGGGGUCUUGAGUAAUCCAAAGUGGCCAGAUACGCCUGGACUCCACGAUCGCUUCAAGGGCCGCGUUAUUCACACGGCAGCUUGGCCUGACGACUAUGGCGAGGUGCAGUGGAACAGCGAUCGCGUCGCCGUAAUUGGCUCUGGUGCUUCUUCCAUCCAGGCCGUGGCUGGGAUACAACCUCAUGUCGGUCAUCUCGAUAUCUUUGUGCGGACGGGUGUGUGGUUUGGAGUCCUUGCAGGAAACACCGGCGCGCCAACCAAAAUCUACAGCGAGGCCGAGCGCGCGCAAUUCAGGUCCAAUCCUUCAGCACUAGUCGAGCAUACAAAGAGUAUCGAGGCAGAAGUAAACGGCAUGUGGGGGGCCUUCUACCGGGAUUCUAUGGCGCAGAAGGGCGCAUCGGCCUUCUUUCGACAGCGUAUGGCGAGCAUUAUCAAAGAUGAUAGACUGGCCAAGGGCUUCACGCCGACUUUUGGUUUCGGAUGCCGUCGCAUCACACCAGGAGACCCGUAUAUGCACGCCAUUCAGCAGGCGAACGUCGAUGUACAUUUCACUGCCGUAGCCAGCUGCACUGAAGAUGGCAUCGUUGGCGCUGAUGGGAUUGAGCGAUUGGUCGACACCAUCGUCUGUGCGUCAGGAUUCGACAAUACAUAUCGUCCGCAAUUUCCCAUCAUCGGCCGACGGGGCGUCGAUCUGCGAGAUAAAUGGAAGACAAAUCCCGAAGCAUACCUGGGUCUGGCCGUGCCAGAUAUGCCCAACUACAUCACCUUCAUUGGGCCCUCGUGGCCGAUUCAAAACGGUAGUGUGAUGGCGCCGCUGCAUUCGGUAUCUGAAUAUGCGAUUCAGUUCCUCAAAAAGAUGCAGAACGAGAAUAUCCGGGCCUGGGCGCCUCGCCAGCAGAUUACGGACCGCUUCAACGAGCAUGUACAGGAGUGGGUGAAGCACACAGUUUGGAGUGAUCAAUGUCGCAGCUGGUACAAGAACAACGAGACCGGCCGAGUAAACGCCAUCUGGCCCGGCUCCUCUCUGCACUACCAAGCUGUCAUUGAGCGGCCGCGAUACGAGGACUUUGAGAUUUCCUACGCGGAUGCUAAUCCAUGGGCACAUCUGGGGAUGGGAUGGACGAUGCUCGAUAGAGCGGGCGGAAAGCAAGCGGACGUGUCGCCACAUCUGUGCUUAGAGAACAUUGACCCAGUUUGGUUCAAAUCUAUUGGUGGUGAUGUCGAUAUACUGAGAAAGCAACUCGAGAAAGGACAUACCCUUCCAAACAAUGCUUCUCACGCGGAGGCGUAACCACUGCGGUGGUAUAUAUCUUAUCCAAUCAAAGCCUCAUUCUGCACUUUGAGUUGUUUUCCAAGGCGGCGAUCUGUGGUAGAGAUAGAGACAAUAUUAUCCUCAAUGGUAUGGAUUGUCCCUGGAGAGAGCAGGCGUGGAAGCCCCCUUGUUGUGUUGCCGUGAACUCCGUAGAGAACUGGGGUAGAAGAAAUAAAAAGAUAAAAAGCCUAUUCUUGA